This is a messenger RNA of Scleropages formosus (Asian bonytongue), 2352 nucleotides long. It is a transcript of the gene prr15lb, whose product is annotated as proline rich 15 like b. Bases 236 to 568 code for a protein of 110 amino acids. The transcript has 2 exons. Lineage: Eukaryota; Metazoa; Chordata; Actinopteri; Osteoglossiformes; Osteoglossidae. The record is from RefSeq and is a predicted model, not a curated record.
CUGAGACCGCUAACGCAGCAGGUGGACGAGGAGGCAGGAGAACGGGGCCGAGGGAACAUCUGAGCUCCGAGGAGACCAGAGAAGCGGUGGGACGGCGGAGCAGCACCAUGAGCGGCAGCGGUGACGGCGACACACCGCGUGCGUGACCGUGACCCGAGCUUCCCUGGGCGCACACGCACCUCCAGUGAAAAUCCAGUGCAGCUCUCCACUGAUUUGGUUCGCGUCCCGCCCAGCUAUGGCUGAGCCACCCCCCGGCUGGUGGAAGCUCACGUUCCUCCGCAAGAAGAAGUCCGAAUCCAAGGUGCUCUACGAGAUUCCGGCCGAGCAGGGCAACAACACGGGCAACAAGGAAUCGACGGCGUCCCCCGGCGGCAACCCCGAGGACAGCCAGUUCAACGCCCGGCUAGAGAAGAUCGUGGACAAGUCGGCGACGAAGGGACGCCACGUCAAGGUCUCGCACUCAGGACGCUUCAAGGAGAAGAAGAAGAUCCGCGCCACGCUGGCGGAGAACCCCAACUUGUUCCCCGAGGCCACGCUGGCUGACGAGAACCACCGCACCGACAAGUAGCGCAAGUACGCCCGAAUGCAGAGAGCUGUCAAUCGCAGUAAACGCACACCUGCGUGCACAUGCGUGUGUUUGUGUGUGCAUAUAGAUGGAGAUUCAAUAAUCAUGUAUAAAUACAGAAAUAUGUGUCUGAACGCAGAAAUUCAUACAGUUACAAAUGACAGUGCAGAUGUGAACUACGGGACACACAGGUAGUUCUCAUACACACACACACACACACACACACACACACACACACACACACACACACACACACACAGAGCCACACCACAAGAAAUGAGAUGAAGAAAUGGAUGCUGUACCCAUGUCGGUCUGCCGGGUUUCGGUGCCCCGUCACCAUGGAAAUGUGUAUUGACAAUAGGAUUCCAAUUGCGGAACCGUGGGGGUUACCUGAGGACACAGUGCGCUAAUUAUUAAUAUGACACAUCAGUGAGAGACGAACACAAAAUAUGAGACCCAAACAUACAAAGAGAGGCAUAAACAAACGGCGUAGCAACUAUUCAUGUAAGAAAUCACCGUGGCUUUACCAGUGUCGCUUUGCACUUUAACUUGACGUGGAAUGAGCGCGUUGUUUAAACGAAGACGGUGCCCAUCGCGUUAAAGAGUACCUAAGGUGCCCCCGUGACCCCGGUUCGCAGAAAGAACAUUUCCAUAACUACGGCCUCCACGCCGGGUGUAAAGCGAGCAGAGCGCGACGUGGUAUUUACACAGGGAGCGCAGCGGGGAGGGUGACGUCCCCCAGGAAAGGGUACGAGAGCAGCGCCGUACGUGCUUUUCUCUGGUUGAUGCACAAAUCUUCUCUGCGUUAAGCUGCAUCCUGCUAUUAAUAUCUUCUUAAUUCCAGUAUAUCCUCCUCAAACACAGCCCUUCACUCUUGUCCACUCCAGAGGACAAAUAUUUUAAGGGCUUCUCCCAAUCCGAGUCCUGAUGCACCUAAUAGGGGUCAUUCUAUGCUUUUAAAAUGAUAGCACAGUAUUGGGGCAGGGCUUGGAGAACUUUCUAGAAAUCCUACCAAUAUAUUCAAGCGCCUAUUCCGCCGUGUCUCAUAUGCCCACGCUGUAUUAAAGGGGGUAAAAAGAGCGACUGUGAACAGAGAACGGCCGCAUCGGCUUUCGGGCACAUACGCUUCCCGUCAUUUAUGUUUGUUUGCAGUUGUUCUCAGUGUACAGAACAUGUCAUCUCAGAUGAAGGGCGAAUCGCACACCGUGAAUUACCACUGUAAAAUUGUUGACAUUUCCCUCCGCGACAGGGCCGCCCACGAUUUACAGCGUCACAGGAAUGAAAGGCUACGUUAAAAAAAAGGUGUAAAAACAGAUACAUCCGGUUUUGAGGAAUUUUGUUUUUGCUUUUCCUUCUGUACCGAAGGGGUCGCUGAGGUCAGAGAACCCCGGUGGGCGGGCAGUCGGUGCGUUAACCGACCGUGAUGGUGGGGAUCCGGGGAUGAGUGACACUGUGGACCGGGAGGACUUUUUAGGACCCGAACAAAUGUCUUUUGGGAAGGGUUUACACGGUGGAAAGGUGAGACUGCACUGUUUAUGACAGACACGUGGUUUAAUAAAAGCACACGAUGGAGACACGGCUCACCGUGCUGCUGUUGAACGGCUCGGUCACUUGGACCGUAGCCUCUCCCACCUGAGGGACAGAAAAAAACACAAAAUUAUGUACUUUUUUAAAAUUAAGAACAUGAUGAUGAUUCUUUUGUAAUGGGGAAAAAUACUUUUGUGUUUUAUAAAUAAAUGGGAUUUUACGGCAGUGCUGUUUUUAAUCUUGGUAUCCGAUUCAAUUCA